Messenger RNA from Monomorium pharaonis (pharaoh ant), 969 nucleotides. Its product is annotated as DNA/RNA-binding protein KIN17-like. Lineage: Eukaryota; Metazoa; Arthropoda; Insecta; Hymenoptera; Formicidae. Gene Ontology annotation, molecular function: double-stranded DNA binding. The coding region runs from base 271 to 951 and encodes 226 amino acids. Gene Ontology annotation, cellular component: nucleus. The transcript has 3 exons. Gene Ontology annotation, biological process: DNA replication; DNA damage response. The record is from RefSeq and is a predicted model, not a curated record.
CCACUCUAUCUGAUCCUCUUUGGGAAAAGCUAAGUAUCAUGUGGUAUCAUGACUUCAUGAGCGAUACUGAAAAACAGCAGAGCGUUUAAAAUCUGAAUCCACCAAUAUCAGGCUAUAAAAAUCAUUCGAAGAAUUAUAAAACGAGAGUGGCAGGAUAUAGUCCCUCCAAGGGCAAGAGUCAUACGUGUCGCAUAUCCACCUGAGAUUUGGCACAUUAAACUCUCAAAAAAAAGAAAGGAAUUCUAACCUGAUUUCAAUCUGAGAUACAACAUGGGAAAACAUGAAAAAGGUACCCCAAAAUAUAUUACCAACAAGAACAAGGCACGAGGCUUGCAAAAAUUGAGAUAUUAUUGUCAAAUGUGUAAGAAACAAUGCCGAGAUCACAAUGGAUUUAAGUGCCACACUAUGUCGGAGUCGCACCAUCGUCAGAUGUUAAUGUUUACCGAAAACGCCAACCAAUUUAUAGAUAGAUUUUCUCAAGAAUUUUUACAUGGAUAUGUAAAUUUAUUGAAAAGGCAAUUUGGCACCAGACGAGUGCCAGCAAAUCGAGUAUACCAAGAGUACAUUUCUGACAAAGGGCAUAUACACAUGAAUGCGACUAAGUGGCUCACUUUGACCGCAUUUGUAAAAUGGCUUGGAUCUACGGGAAAGUGCAUUGUUGAUGAAACUGAAAAAGGUUUAUAUAUAACACUUAUUAAUAGGGAUCCUGAGGCACUUGUUGCGCAAGAAAAAGAAGCCAAAAGAAAAAGAAUGACCAAAAAUGAUCAGAAGCAAAUUUUUAAGUUUAUCAACAAGCAAAUUAAAGAGACAAGUACAAAUAAGAAAAGCGAAACGACUAAAAAGCCAUUCAUGCGUCCUGAAGAAAAUGUACUUUUGGUUCUUAAUUUAACAUUUAAAUCAAAGCCAAAGUUGCUUGUAUUAAAUGCUAAUGAAUUAAUUGCCAAUAAAUAAAAUUUACACAGUAAAAAA